Messenger RNA from Xenia sp. Carnegie-2017, 2344 nucleotides. RefSeq lists its product as uncharacterized. The record is from RefSeq and is a predicted model, not a curated record. The coding region runs from base 20 to 2167 and encodes 715 amino acids. The transcript is spliced from 9 exons. NCBI's taxonomy places the organism in Eukaryota, Metazoa, Cnidaria, Anthozoa, Malacalcyonacea, Xeniidae.
UGACAAGAAGUAUUGCAAAAUGUUGUACUCGAACAAAUGCUUAAAGUUGACAGAUAUAUUAUUAUGCUUGCUUAAUGUUCUUGGUAGUAGCAAUUGUUUUCAUUUUUGCUAUAAUGCUUCAUACAACGGUUGGAGAUUUCAAGGGAAUGUAUUUAAAAAAAUCGAAGUACAAAACGAAAUGGAAUGCAUCGUAAAAUGCGUUAAAGAGCCAUGUUGUCGAUCUAUAAACCACAGAAGAAAGUUAAGCCAAGGAUGUUGGAGUCUAUGUGAAAUGUUACACAGUGUUCUAAAUGACAGCAACCGACAAAACUUAAGACAAAAUCGAUUUUAUGAUUAUGUUAUCUUCAACACACCGAUCAAAAUGUACAACAAAAGCUGCAAACUGCAACAGCCCGUCAACAAAAGUUACGAUUUGGUAUUUCCCAAUGCUCAUGUUGAGAACUUGAUUCUUCUCGAUAAUGUGAUGCCUAAUAUAUCAGAGAUGACAUUGGCAUUUUGGGUAAACACAGUUACAAUGCGAAGAAUGGCGCUGUUUUCUUAUGCUGUUCAGAACAGUCCUGACGAAUUCUUUGUGGGAUUUGACACAGAACGGAUCAUCAUUACGAUAAAAUCGUUUACAAAAGAAAACCUUCACAUUUAUCCAAUCUACGAUGGUUAUUGGCAUCACCUGGUCAUCAUCCUCACUCUGACUACGGAGAGGAUUUUUCUUGAUGGGGCUAUGAUUUUAAACGAAACUAUGGUCAACAAUUCAUUAUUUUUACUACGCGGUGGAGGUGUUGUCGCUAUUGGUCAAAAACUCGAGUGCGAGAAGGCUGUUUUUGAUCCAAAUAUGUCGUUUGUUGGUAAAAUAAAUAACUUAAAUUUAUGGAACUAUGACGUGACACGCAACACAUCAUGUACCAUCAAGGAGCUUAAAAAUGAAUGUACUACAGAGCGACAUAAACAAAUAAUUCAGUGGAGAGAUCUUGACAUUUUUUCGAGCGGAAAUGUUUCAAGAUUGUUAACAAUUGGAGUUCGUAAACCACAGUCUUGCAUAAUCGCAGGUUGGAAGAAAUCAUUUAACAAAAAAGGAUGGUCAACUUGUGGGUCCAACUACAAAUUUAUAACUGGUUUUCGGCGCAGCCAGCUCAACAAUACAAACGAUGAUGGCAUUCACAAACUCGAAAAAGCUAAGUGUUGUUCGUCAAAUAAUAUACAUAAAGGGCAAAGUAGCACAUGUCAAAAUGUUAGCUGGCAAACCUCUUUAACUAAGAAUGACACUUUGGGUGUUUGCCCCGAUGGUUAUUUUUUAAAUGGUCUUUAUCGUACCGAAGGCCGUAAAUUACACAAAAUCGAGAAAGGAAAAUGUUGCAAACCAAUCAAUCAUCCAGACAUUUAUGGUAAUUGUUACUAUGAAGACAUCAGUAAAAAGUUUAACAAACGAAGAUGGGCAAAGUGCAAAAAAGCUGGUUAUUAUAUAACAGGAUUAUUCAGAAGUCCAGGAGGUGACUGGCUACAUAACAUUGACAAAUUAAAAUGCUGCAAAAUGGUUGAAGGUCCACGACUGGCAAGCAAGUUUGAUGGUGACAAUACACAUCAAUAUGGAAUAUAUCUCAACUCUUCCAAGCAAUUCAAUGUAUUUUCAAUAUCAUUUUGGAUCACAAUGUCUGAUGAUGAUUAUUACCAGACCCGAGAAGCAUCGAUAAUAUCUUAUGCAUUUGAAGAAGAAGGUCAAGUUUAUGAUAACGCUCCGUUGUUUUAUAUCUCAAGAAAAACGUUAUACGUGGAUAUUAAUCACUCAUAUUUAAGAACUGACAUUAGUGAUAUAUUUGAUGGAAAACAACAUCAUAUUGUGAUCACGUGGCAAACCGUUAAUGGACAGAUGACCAUUUACAAAGACGGUGAAGAAAAAUUUUCAAAAAUAAUUGCAGAACAUCGAGCUCUACUAGCAGGAGGAGUAUGGGUGGUUGGACAGGAUCAAGACACUCUUGGUGGAGGAUUUCAAAAUCGUGACUCUUUCAAAGGAAUUAUAGAUGCUGUAUACAUAUGGGACAAAAUUUUGUCGAUUGAUGAGAUAAAGCUGCUGGCAAAAAACUGCAAUGCAUAUUUAAUUGGAUACAGUAUUGGUUAUCAUGACUUUGAAUUCACUAAAACUACUUAUCUUAUUGAGCCAACAUGCUCCACAUAAACAUCAAAGCUUUAUUCCGUUUCUUUUCUGAUAUACUAUUACAAUUUAGAGAUUUCUAUAGGCUUAACUUAGGUUCAACAAAUUUUUCUGUUAAGUUAACAUAUAACGAUAGUUUUAUGAUGUAAUUAGGUUAAAUAUACCGUUUUAUUGGCAUUAUAUAAAGAAUACUUGCUAUAA